This is a messenger RNA of Effrenium voratum, 3014 nucleotides long. Lineage: Eukaryota; Dinophyceae; Suessiales; Symbiodiniaceae. The record is from the annotation of a GenBank genome assembly.
UUCGCUUCCAACCGCGCGCGGGCCGCGGUGAAAGCCCAGCGCAUGCCGUUUUGUUUCGCCUCGCAUCAUGUCCGAUGAGGUCCUCUAUUCAGCAGAGGAUACCACCAGGCUUAUCUUAUGCUGGUGCGGUCUUUGGAUGGUGCUGCACUACUUGGCCUGGGCCCUUUGGAAGCGGAAGGCGCUGAUCGUGUGCUCUGCCACGCCAGUGGAGAGGUAUCGGCGGAGGCUGUGCCGGUCACAGAUCUACUGCGGCCUGGCGGUGGCUGGGGGCCUGCGGCUGUUGCUCGGCUGCCGCUGGUCUGCCGCUGACUUGUUGUACAGCUUCUCCGCGGAGCACCAGGUGCUCUUCAGCAUGGCAGUGGCCCAUUGGCUGGUCUCUGUGUGGGAGGAUAGCAUGAACUGGACCUUCCUGCGUGGAGGGCUGAGCGCCAGAGACACGCAGAAUGGAGCCGAUCCCAGCCGAUUUCUGUGGCAAGCCUACCUUGUGCACCACCUCGUGGCGGCUGUCGCCUUCGGCGCUGCCCUGCGCCUGCAGGUGUGCACGGGCCUGGCUGCUUUUGGCCUGGUCUUUGAGAUGCCGGUGCUUUACAUGAACCUCCGCGAGUUCAUUGUGUAUGCCGACACACCUGUGGAGUGGUUCCGAGAUCUUAGGCGAGUGGAGCUCUUUUGGGGCACGCUGCUCCUUUGGUUCCGCCUGGCCCGCGGAGUGCCCACUUUGGUGUACUUCUAUUCCUUGAUCUUCUGGUAUGAGGACAUUGGAAAGCUUUCCACCAAGGAGGCGUGGAUGUACCAUGGCAUGGCCAUUUUCUUCACCAUCCUGAAUUGGAAUCUGGCCGGCACCUUCCUCCAAGCCUGGAAAAAGAAGGACUUGGAAGUGGCCGAGAGCGCCAAGGCCGUGGACUAUGAGGAGAAGUUCCGUCAGCUGCUGAAUCCCGAGGACGAGGCGAGGUUUGCAGAAAAGGUGAGGAAGGAGGAGGAGAGUAGCAUUGUAGAAGACGCGCCGGAGGUGGUGAAGAAGCCUCUGAUGGAGGUGAGCCCCGAGCUCUUUGCGAGCAAGGCCGACAGCGAGGAGGGCGAGCUUUGGGUGGAGAUCGACAACGUGGCCUACAACCUCACGGAGUUCCUAGGGAAACAUCCUGGGGGUGACGCGAUCCUCCGAAAGUUUGCCGGCAAGGACGCCAGCAAGGCGUUCCACAAAGCCAAGCACUCCAUGAAGGCAAAGAUGAUGAUGCAGCUCUACUGCGUAGGCCCCAUGCUCAAGGAGCUGAAAGAGUAUCGGAUCUUCGAGCACACCCACGAUCUUCGGGCGCUGCUUUUCGCCUUCCUGAACCUCGUGGCGCUUCUUAUCGCAGCCUGCUGGAUGCUGCCCAACAGCUUUUUCCCCAGCGUCCGCACUAUGCAGGAGGUGGAAACCAGCGCCAGCAAGUUGCUGGCGCCGGGCCUUGCCUUUGCAUUGGGCACAUCCACGCUGCUGGUGCCAGGGCGCCAGCGCUUCAACCCUGCCACCUGGACCUGCGGCGCCAUGUGGUUCGCGGCGACCUUCACCUCGCUGGUCGUGGGCCUGGAGUUGGCGCGCAGGCCGACGCAGGGCCACCUGCCCACCGGCUUGGAGAUAGGCGCUGCGUUGAUCUUUGUGGUGGAGGAAGUGCUGAUCCACCUGGACGCGGAGGGGUGGAAGUACCUCUACUGGCGAAGGAAUCUCUUGGCCGCAGCGGCGAUACUGAUGGCCUGGAGAUGCCGCGGGGCAACCCUCGAAUGGGUGGACAACACUCCUGAGCCUGUCCUUGGCGGCGUGCUCAUCGGCAUCUCCAUUCCUGUCUUCUGUCGCCUGGUCCAGACGCAGCAUGAGGUGUGGUUCCAGCAGGCCAUCCAGGGCUUGGCGUUGACCACCUUCUUCGGUCUCCCGUGGCUCUUCUACUUGCUGGCGCCCUCCAUGGACCUCCAGGGCUUCAAAGCCUUGGCCUCCCACGCCUGGGGGUCUUGGACCAUCAACGGCCUCAUCGGGGCCAUGUGCUGCUGCACUGCGAUCUUGGCCUUCCUCGCCGCGCUGCUCAACGAGGCCUUCAGCUCCAGCUCCCAGCUGGCCUCGCGCACAGUGGCUUUGAUGCUGAGCCUCGCGGUGCUCUUGCGCGGGGGCUUUCGGGGCUACCGCUGGCUUGGCUGGGUGGCCUGGUUCACGAUCAUGGGCACCCUAGGCCACAGGAAUAUAGCAGUGCUGAAUGACUUGCAGAAGAAGGGGCAGCUGGGCCAGGUUCGGUCCCAGAAGAUCGCCGUGCGAGCUGCAUGGGAGAUGUUCUACCUAGUCCUCGGCGCCUUGGCCUGGCAGGUUCUUCAGGGCAGUUUGAAGAUGUGGAUCAACGCUCUGAUGCCGCAGGAGCUCCAGUUCUAUGCCCCGUGGCUACCCUUUUUCGAGCUGGGGGAGGAUGUGGAUGUGGGAGUGGCGGCCUACUUUGCGCCCAAGGAAGCGGUGACCUCUAAGGAGGGUCCCCGGCACUUUGUGUGCAGCGUAAGGCACAUGGACACGGCGCACCCGGACGCGGAGCGAGACCUGCAUCUGCACCGGAACACGGCACGUGACAUGUGGAUGAAGUGCAAAGACACUUCGGCGGGCGGGUUGGUUGCCAACGUCAACUGCUUCUUCCCGCGCCUCUCAGGCUCCACCCAUUGCAAAGAGAUCAAUCUCUCCGGGUGGGUCUCCAGCGACGCGGCGGAGGCCUGGAGCGAGAAGCACGGGGGCCUUCCUGGGGUGCAGAGCCACCUGAGCAGCCGGGGCCAAAUGCGCACCCUGGGCGAGAUGCAGGCCAUUUUAAAGCCGCACGGGGAGAUCAGACACCAGGACAGGUGUUCCUCCUGUGCCCGCCUCUCCGAGAGCGAGCUGGGGCAGAAGGCGCCGGAGCGCUGCAGGUACUGCGGCAAGAAGAAUUUCGGCUAUCCCUUCUUCUGAGCGGAGAAGUGAUUGAGCUUAUCGACGGCUUUGAACAUGUGUUUUUUGCGGGUUAGUUUUGCUUGGUGAU